AUGGGCGGAUCCAACCACAAUCAGAAUCUCAACGGCAAGGCAUCGGGAGCUUCCUCCGUGUUUUGCAAGCGAAAGCCAGCGUUCAAGAUCCGAGUGGACGGUCUCAAGAAGCGUGGGAUUCCCUCCAACAGCAGCAGUACUUCCGCCAAGCCCAAGAAGAGUGUCCGUAUCGCCGAGAACCGAAACACGGUCCUCUUUCGUCAUGUGCUCGAGAGUGAGCUCAAGCAGACAUGGUACGAGACCAAGGACUAUUGCGACUUCAAACGAGACAGCAAGGGGACAUUGAAUGCCUUGCACAUGGCUCAGGGACAGCUCUGCUUGCUGAAUCCCCAACAACACUGUAUUCGAGGAUUGGAAGCCCAUGUAUCGGCUCAAC
Messenger RNA from Seminavis robusta, 376 nucleotides. Lineage: Eukaryota; Bacillariophyta; Bacillariophyceae; Naviculales; Naviculaceae. The record is from the annotation of a GenBank genome assembly.